AUGACCCCAAAAAAUAAGUAUACAGGGUUUUGUUUCCAUGAUGGAAAAACAUGUGAAAUUGACAGAAUCCAUGAAAAUAUAACUGCAGAGAAAUUUUAUCUAGAUUAUAUUUUAAAAAGAAAACCAUGCAUACUAAAAAGUGAAUAUGUAAUUAAGAAUAAAUUGAACAUUGAUUUAAAUUUUAUGAAAGAAAAAAUACAGGAUAUAAACGUACAUUUAGAAAAGAGGAUAUCGAAUUCUUUUGGAACUGGAAAAAAAAAAAAAAUGAAGUUUCAUAAGUUUUUAUCAUUAUUAGAAAAAGGAAAUAAGAAAUAUUAUUUGAAUACUCAAUACGUAAAAGAAAAUGCAUAUCAUCCAAAAGAUUUUUGUAAUACCAUUACACGUCAAAUGAUUAAUUAUCUUCCUAAAGAAUUAGAAAUUAUGGGUAAUUUAGAAAUUUAUCAAUAUAAUAUCUGGUUAGGAAAUAAUAAAAGCACAAAAUUAAAAACAUAUUUACAUCACGAUUAUCAUGAUAAUAUAUAUGUCCUGUUAAAAGGAAAGAAAACCUUCAGAAUAUAUAGUCCUAACUUUGCUUACCGUUUAAAAACAAAUGGGAAAAUUUUUAAAGUUCAUAAAAAUGGUUUAAUUACCUAUUUGCCAUUUAUUAGAAGUGAUGGAUCACAUAUUUUAGACGUAUACAAGAAACAGAUGAAUAAAAUAUACAACGAAAUUAACAUAAUGAAUGAAGUUUUAAACAAAAAAGACCCUUUAGUUGACAACCAAACAAUAGAAGAUUCUAUAAAUAAGGCAGAAGAAAAAUUAAAUUUAUUAGAAGAAAAUAUUUUAAAUUACAAAUUAAAAAAACAUAACUUUCACCGUCAACCAAAUGCUAGACAAGACAUCCCGAAUCAUUUUUGUCUUAUUCAUACAAGGAAAAGGAAAGAAGAUGAAAAUAUCUUUGAUAAAAAGACAAAUAUAAGGAAAAAAUACAUUGAAGUUAAUUUGAAUGAAGGAGAUAUAUUGUACUUACCAUGCGGCUGGUUUCAUGAAGUUAAAUCUUUUUCAAGCGAAGAACAAUAUCAUUUAGCAUUUAAUUAUUGGUAUUAUCCUCCUUAUAUAAAGAUGAAUAAAUCAACAAAUGUUGAAAAUAAGUUUGAUAAUCCUUAUGUGGACAAAUAUUUAAGCGAAAGAAAUAUUAAGUUAUAUAAAAAGAUUGGAAUUUACAAACAAAAGAAUUCAAAUUUAACGGAAAUUUUAUCAUACUAUAAGAAUAUGAAAAUCAAAAAAAUAAAAAUUAAAAAAAAUAAAAAAAGGAAAAAUGGAUUAGAUUUAAAAAAGAAAAAAAAAAUAAAGUUAGAUAAUACUUAA
Messenger RNA from Plasmodium gaboni, 1347 nucleotides. Its product is annotated as putative cupin-like protein. The transcript is spliced from 11 exons. Gene Ontology annotation, molecular function: 2-oxoglutarate-dependent dioxygenase activity. NCBI's taxonomy places the organism in Eukaryota, Apicomplexa, Aconoidasida, Haemosporida, Plasmodiidae. The record is from RefSeq and is a predicted model, not a curated record. The coding region runs from base 1 to 1347 and encodes 448 amino acids.